Molecule: messenger RNA, 866 nt
Organism: Drosophila takahashii
Lineage: Eukaryota; Metazoa; Arthropoda; Insecta; Diptera; Drosophilidae
Source: RefSeq, a predicted model, not a curated record
AUAGCCUGUUGCACUAAACCUCGCGAAGAAAAUCCCUUCGCUAAUCCCAAGGUCAAGCGUAAGUUUAUUUGGAGAGUAUUGCUCAUAUUGGACGUGAGUUUUGAGUAUAUGGACCCAAGAUCCAGACAAUUAAAGUAAAACCCCUUUCUUAGGCAACCCUGCUAGUGAGUCUCUUACCACUGGUCAUAUUUUGGACCUAUCCACCAAGCCACUUGUAUAUUCUCGCCUUAUCAUGGAUAUUUUUCAUUCCCGCAUUUAUUGCAUUUAUAGCAGUUCAGGCAAUCCUGUGCUUCGGGAUGAAACUCAUGCGGAAAAGGCCCGUCAAAAUUAUAUUCUUCAUAAUAUGGAUCGUUGUGCAUUCCAUUUUACUAUCCGCGGUGGCCAUCUUUUUUAAACCGUGGGUGAUACUGGUCCCUUGCGGAACUCUGGCGUUUGUGAUACUGCUCAUGGUCAUAUAUUCGAGAUUCGUUCCCUGCCAGAUUGGCCAUAAAAUUCCGUUGGCCUACCUCUUUGCAGCUGGGGUACUUAUCAUCAUUCACGGCAUCUUGUUGGUGUGUCUCUUGCGAUAUUGGCUGCACAUUAUUGCGAACUUCCUGCUAGUAAUGGUUCUGAUCAUGGUUGUUUUGUUCGACCUCGAACUUAUAGUUCACGACAAAACACGUCACAAGUUUGGAAAGCAUGAAUACAUCGUGGCUACCAUGAUUCUUUAUCGUGACGUUGUAUGGAUCAUAAUCAUACUUCUAAUCAUAUUGCUAGUUACCCGAAAUUGUGGCCGCGGUGAAGAUGAGAGUGGUAGUGAUGGUGAUAGUGGUGAUAGUGCUGAAAGUGGUGACAGUGCUUCUUCAAGUGGAGGCGGCUCUUCCUAA